Messenger RNA from Girardinichthys multiradiatus, 1509 nucleotides. It is a transcript of the gene ak4, whose product is annotated as adenylate kinase 4. The record is from RefSeq and is a predicted model, not a curated record. The coding region runs from base 168 to 848 and encodes 226 amino acids. Gene Ontology annotation, biological process: nucleobase-containing compound metabolic process. Gene Ontology annotation, molecular function: nucleoside diphosphate kinase activity; ATP binding; AMP kinase activity. NCBI's taxonomy places the organism in Eukaryota, Metazoa, Chordata, Actinopteri, Cyprinodontiformes, Goodeidae. The transcript has 6 exons. Gene Ontology annotation, cellular component: mitochondrion; cytoplasm.
CCCUCAUUCAUUCGCGGAGGGCAAUCUCUGUUCUUAAAGACACAGGCAAGCGACCCACGUCCACAGGAGCGAGAGAAGGAAAAAAGAGAGAAAAAAGGCGUUUUUACUUAAUUCCUGUCCAAGAGGGGAACAGUUCCGCUGCACGCAGAGAUAAGGCACAGGAGGGUAUGGCCAAGUUUUUCCGUGCUGCUGUUUUGGGUUCACCGGGAUCUGGAAAAGGCACGAUCUGCAAGAGGAUUGCACACAGCUUUGGUCUGCAGUACCUGUCCAGUGGCCACUUUCUACGCGAGGGCAUAGCAGCUGACACAGAGGCAGGUGUGCUGGCGAAGAGCUACAUAGAGAGAGGCAUGCUGGUGCCUGACCAGGUGAUGACCAGAUUGAUGCUGCCCAAACUGGAGCAGCUGAGGAACCACAGCUGGCUGCUAGACGGUUUCCCUCGUACACUGGCACAGGCUCAGGCCCUGAACAAUCUCUACCAGAUGGACUUGGUCAUCAACCUCAACAUUCCCUACGAGACUCUGAAGGAGAGGCUGAGUGACCGCUGGAUCCACCCUGCCAGCGGGAGAGUUUACAACAUGGGGUUCAACACGCCUCAAGUGCAGGGCAAAGAUGACGUCACCGGGGAGCCACUGAUUCAGCACGAUGACGAUAAGCCAGAAGCUCUGAUGGCACGACUCAGACACUACAAGGAAGUGGCAAAGCCUGUUAUAGACCUAUACAAAUCACAAGGAAUCCUGCACUCGUUUUCUGGAACAGAGACAGACAGGAUUUGGCCUUACAUCAACUCUCUCCUCAACACCAAGAUGCACACGCAGCCGUCAGACCCCAAUCCAACUCAGAUGGCCUGACUGCUUCGAGAAGAGACAACGGAGAAGUAAAAGGAAGUGUUUUUUUUUUUUUUUACCUGCUGGAGUGACAUUCCAAGAAAUGCACUAGGACACCAAUCAACAUGUUGGUUGAUUUUUAUGAAUAGUUGUGCGUAAACAUUUCCAAAGCUCUGUACUUAAGAUUGCCUUGAUUUCCUAAUCAUCACUUUAAAAUGUGGGUGCUUCCAAGGGUUUUGGAAAAACAGUUUUUUCUUUUUUUUCCCCUUGUUUGUAUGACUUUUCUUAUUUUCAAUCAUACUUGUGUGGAGACUGAAAAGGUGGAACAAAAGGUAGAAAUCCAGUGUUUUAAUGGCAGUUCAGGUAUUUUCUGUAAACCAAAUUUUGAGGAGUGAUAAAACAAGUUAUCCAUAAACUAAAUGCUUUAUUAAUGCAGAUAUUUCAACUUGUGCUUGAGUUUCAAGUUGAAAUAGCAGCAGGAUUUGCUAAUUGUUUAUCUCAAUAACCAGGCUAACUACAACUAGCAAUCCAAGCCAGUAACUAAAAUUUUUUCCCUACUAAAACACUGUGUGUGUGUGUGUGUGUGUAUGUGUGUGUGUGUUCCUGUCUUGGCAUCACAGUGAGAACCAUUUUUCCAAUUUCACCAUCAAAUUGAGGACCGUUUGUACCAAAGUGAGGACAUUUU